Paramuricea clavata is the source of this 18433-nucleotide messenger RNA. The record is from the annotation of a GenBank genome assembly. NCBI's taxonomy places the organism in Eukaryota, Metazoa, Cnidaria, Anthozoa, Malacalcyonacea, Plexauridae.
CGUAAACUCUCGGAAUAUUGUUGAAAUAAUAGUUUCCAAAAUAGAUUUAUAAUUUCGCUCAAAACACAUUUCGUUUUGGAUUGUUUUGUAAAUUUGUCGUAUUUACUGCAUUAUCUGACGUCCAACUUCAUCUUUAAAGAAUCUGAUUUUUUAUUCCUGUAUUUAACGACGAAAGAGACUCUACAAUGUCGGAGAAUGGAGGAUAUUUAAGGGUACGUCAUAGAUUUUGUGCUUUCGGUCUUUUGUGAAGACUGGCAAAUUGAGAAAAUGGAUCUAAUAAUUCAAACGUUUUAAAGAAUAUAGCCGAUAAUAAUGGACUAGUAAAUGUAGAUAGAUGGGUAAAGAUUUAAUUUUUUUUUUGGAGACGUUAUUUUUCUUUCAGGUUUAGAAACGAAAGGUAAAAGCAGAUCGAUUGUGACAAAAUAUUGAGAUAUAUAGGCAUAAAGUGUGUAUUAAAGCUUUUAGCUUUAUAUUAACCUUUAUUUAUAGUUUGGGAUGUUUACUGUUGUGCUUCAAUGAUCAUGUAUUAAAUAAUUUCAACUCUUUGUGCCCUUUUUUGUUGCUCACAUUGCUAUAAAUGGUUUAUGCCACUUACAUUUAUGCGAUGUAACUAUCGGUUAAGGGAAUAUAUAGGCUUGCCAGAUUGCAGAUAAAUAUAUUUGUGAGUUAAAAUUGUGUUCACUGUUCAAGAUGUAAAGAUUUUGCAUUUUAAAUCUUAAAAUAGUUUUAGAAGGAUAUUCGUAUGAUCCAUGUUUAAACCACAAUGAGCCCAAUUUACAAGGAUGGAUCAUCAGUUGAUACACAUGAAGUCAUGAAUAGACCUGGUUGGUCCUGACACAAAACACAGUGCAAGUAAAGAAGUAUCAAUUUUUCCUGACAGUUCAUCUUAUGAUGCAUUUACAGACCUGUCAAUCUUAAAAAUUAAAAACAGAGAUUUUGCUUUCUAGCACUUAAUAUAUGUGAGAUUUUAUCAAGAAUUAUCAAAGUAAUAUGCAGUUUUCAAAACAGUCAUUAUUGUAUUCUCUUCAACAACUUGUAAAUACUAACAUAGCAGGAAUGCAACUAGUUUUCGAGAUCCCAUGUGUCAUCUCAUAUCCUUACCAUAAUCUAUGUAUUUAUUAUGUUUUGUGCGAAAGUGGAUAAAAGGCCAAACACUUGUAGUUAAUGGUCUGGAGUACAUUUCAGCUUGGACACAAGUGAUUUUCACAAGAUUGCUGUUUCUUGCCAGAUAUUUGAAUCUGAAAAAUAUUCCUGACCAAUACUUCCUGACAAUUAAAACAACCAACUGGGAGAAAAUGCAUAAUAAAUAAUGCCUGCUUGGUUUGUCUGAAAUGUUGACUAAAGCCUUGAGGUUUUACAGUAUCAUAUCUUUAAAUAUUAAAGUAUAAUAUCUGUCAUUGAUAUUUUCUUCAACGAAGUGGCUAUUCGUACUGGAAUGUGGCACCUGAUUCUUACAUUAAAGUAGCAAUAUAAAAUAGUUUUUUGCAACAGAUUUUAGCGAGUUUGACGCUAGCGUAUUCGGCAAAGGCGUUGCGUGCGUGCGAAGUGAAACGAGGUCGGGUCCGUGUUUAGUUUUAGCCGUCGGUUUUCUGUUGGCUUAGAAAUUUUUCUUAAAAUAUUUUUAAUUUUUCCCCCAGACUUUUUUAACUCUCAAAAUGUUUAUUAGACCUUUAUUGGUUAGGGUUAGAGAAGGGGUUGGGGUCAGGUUUAUCUUAAAUAUUACGACUGCAGUACGAAUAGCAAAUCAAACUCAGCGUACUGUUCCAGUACGAAUAGCCAUGGCGUUUCUUCAAAUAAUUAAAAGUUUGAAAGCCAUCCAACCAUGCUGAAGAUAUCUAACAACCAUAUUUAAUCCAAACUAACUUCAUUAUUUCCCCUUAAAUUAAAGACACAGUUCAGCCUUUUGAAUGAUGGUUUUUAAGGCACAUUUACAACCCUGAAAUUAAUUGAAAAAACUAUCAACUAGGAAAAUCAAUUUUAGCAUAAUUCAGAAUCAGUGAAAUCAAUGUUUUUAACAUUGGGAAUGUUAAAAAAUGUUAAAAACAUUGAGAUCAUUGAUCUUGAAUUAUGCUUAAUGAGCCUGAAGUGAGCGUGUGAAGCAGCAGUCUAAUUUGUACAGAGAGGCGUCUGUUCAGUAAAUUUUUCUAGAGUGUUGCAUUGUGGUCAUGCUCAGUUGUUGUGCGCAGUACACAUCCACCCGACUCCAUGUGCUUUGACUCACUACACUUUAGUAUGUUAUAUAAUUUACCUCUACGUCUUAAGAAUGCUUUGUCAUUUGUAUUCAUACACGUACUAAAGCAGCGAGUAAUUGAACAUAUUCCACUUGUUCUUGAAAAUAUAUAUUCUUUCUUCGGUGAAUAUUACUUCCAUAAACGUUAAGAGGCAACUUAUUUCAAUGUCACAUAUUUGCAAUGAAAAGUAUUCAAAACCUAAAAUCUUUUUGGUGUUCCUCUCAAAAUUACUUUGUUUUAGCUUUAUUCUCUAGUUUAUAGAGUUAGCUACCUUUUUAAAUGCAUCUGCCGGUUGAGAAACAUAAAAUAAUAGUUAAAAAUUGUCAAUUAAAAUACAAUUAUCAAUGAUGCUUUAAAAUUGACGCCAUAUUUACAGCCAUUAUAAGCAAAACUUACUGAACUUCAGACAUCAUUUUCUCUUUGCCCUACCAUCUAAGAUCUCUUCAUUUUAGCAUUAUUUUACUGUACAGAUAAAGCACUAAACAUACUUUUCAAGUUUGUCUGCCCAUUGAGAAACGUAUCGAAAAAUAAAAAUUUUGAAUUUGGUUAUAACCUCAAGUGGUAUAUUAUACGCAUUAGUUUUGAGCAUGUGUUACGUAACAUACAAAAAAAUCUCCUCUUAAUAUUAACAUGCAAAUAUUCAAUGAGACGCACUUUAAUAUAUCUGUCACCUGUGAUUGCCCAUUGGCAACAAAUGCAUUGCUUUUUCUCAGUUACACUCAUGGCAUGAAUCGAUUCUGUAUCCUUAAGGCUUAAGCUUCGGCCACAAUGCUCACCAGUCGCUGGCUCGCUGCGAGUAAUAACUGUGCUUUAUAUAAUUUGUACUAUUUAGUUCUGUUUGCUCUUAAUGCCCGCAGCAAUCCCUACCUUGCAGGUACCCUAGUUAAAAGGGUUGUAAUGCACCUUAAAACCCAUCAUCCAAAGGCUGCACUGUGCCUUUAACGUGCUGUUUUAAUGUUUUUUGGAAACCUAUUUUUUAUGAAUGUCUACAUCAGCAUAGAAUUACCCUAAUGCCUAAUGGAUACAAGAAUUCUGAAAAAUACAAUUGAUUUAGUUGACAGAAUCGGAAAAUGCAACAGAAUCAGAACGUGAACCAAUGUUGAAUGACACAGCUCCACCUGCUUCUACACCGUCAUCACCUCCACCAUCAUACUCACCAAGUACAACCCAUGAUGAAUCACCUGCAGGUAAUUCCUUUCUUACUCUGGUGGCACUGCAAUUUGCCAAACAUUGAAAAAUGCAUUUCAACAUUGAAAAAAACAUACAACUUAAGGCGCUGUUACACUAAGCAACUUGUCUCGGAACUUGUCUCGCAAUGUUAAGAAAAACAAUUUCAGGAUUGCAUUGCAAGGGAUGUUACACCAAGCAAUAUGUUCCACAAAACUUGCAAUGAUCAUUAUUAAAAAUAGCAUAAAAACCGCGAGUGCUAACGUUUGGCACCGUAUUGUCAGUCAAAAGUCAAUAGGAAGCCAUUCAGUGUAUAAACAUUGCGAGACUUAAGUUGCAAGAGGGAUGUUACACAGUGCAAUGCUUUAAAAAUGUGCUGCAGCGUUGCCGCAAUCGUUGCAAAAAGUAGAACCUGAUUCUACUUCGUGCAAUGGUUGUUGCAACAAAAAUAUUGCGAGACUUGUUGAUUGCGAGGCAUGAUACACCUUGCAAUUUCGUGUGCAACUUGUGUCGCAACAAAAUUGCGAGGCAAGUUGAGAGACAAAUUGCAUAGUGUAACAGCGCCUUAAUUAGUCCCUUUUUUAAUAAUCUAGUAUCUGGUUUGCAGAUAGUUUAGAAAAAGUAAUGGAUGUGGCAGUCACCUCUUGCUGCUCCUAGUGUCCUCUGGCCACUGCUGUUUCAGUGGCAGAAUUCACCAAUAACUAUAUAUAAUUAGUGACUCUACAGUAGAUACCACAGUCUUUGGCACUAUGGGACAUGUGCUGUUAAUUUACACAAUUUGAAAGGCCAGUUCAAUGUUGGGUGGACAAAAAUCUGAUGUCUGAUUGCAGGAUGCCAACAUUGAAAUGGAGGGGGUGCAUGGGAUAGUGGAAAAUGUAUCAAUGAAGAUAUGGUAUAACAUCUGAAUGCAUGUGAAAAGUAGAUUGUCCCAUUGUAUAUACUCAAAGAUUGUAGCUCUUGUAAGUUAUGAGGAAGGUCACAUGGAAAAAUAUCUUAAGUUUUCCCUAUAUCACUUUAUGGAAUUUUUUUGUAGUUUGGCAUGCAUUGGGGCUGUUGGGAAGAGUUGACUUCGAUUUCUGGCCAUUCAUUAUAUUGAGUGGGAUAUAAAGAACUCUCAAUUAAGCUAUCAAUCAGUUACAAGCUUUCAUUGGUAGGGAUGCAACAGUUAUAUUGUUCAGGUAGUUGCAUCCCUACCAACAAAAGCUUGUUAUUAUUGGCACUACUUACACUGAAACAGACAGUUCAAGAUUAUAUCAAUCAAUUAAGCUACUGCCUCAAUGGGGAUUGGAAGAUUAUUUGAAAGAAAUUUUUAUACAAUCAAAGUGCACAACAUAUUUUUCGUGAUGACCUAAUUAUCCUUCUCUCAUACUGUAUAUAAGCUUUUUUUUCCAUAAAAUUGAAGUACAGUAUUUAUUAUUUAGCGCAUAUUCUUAUUAUUUGAUUGAAUAUUGAGUGUAAAAAAUCCCUAAUGUUCUGAAUGUAUUUGUCUUAUUCAUACAUGUAUUGCUGAAUAUUCAAUAGAUUCUCGAGUUUUACAAUUAAUGUUAGAGAGUUUCUUUGUUAAAGUAAUCAAUAUAACUGAUACAGUCGGUACAGUACGUAAUGAUCGGCAAUGCAACAUGUUUCAAUUAAAAAUUCCCACAAUUGGCAAUAUAUUUUUAGAAAAAAAUGUGAAUCAUUGUUAUAGGUGAGAGCAGUGUUAAUGAAAUGCCUCCUGCGUAUGACGUAGCUGCGAAACUACCAACCUAUGAAGAAGCUGAAAUGACCAAACACUCCGAUUCAAGAGUAAGUCAGAUGUUUAGUACAUUUUAUACAUCCAUUCAUACAAACAAAAUUAAGUCGCAGCCCUUAGUCCCAUUUACACGUUACCGGAUUACUUCCCAUAUCAGAUUCUCCAAUCCAAUACAAUACAAGAUUUGGUUUUUGUUACACAAUACCAGAAUUAAUGUUCACUUGAUAUAUAUGCAAGUGGAUUAAGAACCUUGCAUAACCAAAGAGAUGAUUUUUGUGCUACUUUUAAUUUAAUUAAGAACAAGUAUGGGUUGACUUUAUUUUUUGUAAUUCGCUGCAGCUACUUUGAAACUUAUGUGACUCACGUAAUUUUCCAAUGAAUAAAUUUAAGAAAACAUUACAUAAAGUAUUAGUUUCUAUAUUUACAAAUGAGGAGGAUUAUGUUGAUAUCGCUACGUUUAUAACAAAAAGAUUGAAAAAUAUAACAAUUAAGGAUAAAUUCAGCUAAAUUCUUCUAAGGAUAAAAUAUUAUCAUUGCAUAUAUAUUUUGAAACUUAUAUGUCAUUUUGAUCUCUAUAACUCGUAGUAUAGUCUUCCAGUUGUCUGCCUCGAAUAGCUUUCGCUACCUGCAGACAACUGUUAAAUUUUUGUAAAUUUUUUGUUCUUUUGAUUAAAUUACUGUUACUGUUAAUUACAGCUGUUACUGUUAAAGUGUAGUCAUGCACCUACAACUAUACUGCUACUUAACUUGACAAGAAAUGUAGUUCGCUACUGACUAUAGCUAUUGUUUAAAGUGCAUGCCUAUGACACGAAAUUUCACCCCAAAUGUUUAUGAUUGCAUUGUAAAGAUCACUUAAAACGACUUAAUAAUAUCUUUAUAGAAUUUUGGUAACUUGCUUCCUUUUCAAGAUAUUCGACUUUGUUUCAUAUGCAAAUACUGUAUCACCGGUGUGACAUCACAUCACAAUGAGUUUUCAGAAAAGUAUAGUUUUCUUGACGAAUACGUAUCUAAAAAACUUAAAAAUUGCCCUUGUAUAUGUAUUAAAUUUCAUAACUGGUAAUUAACCCUCUGUGUUUGUUAAAAUAUUUUAUCAAGGUAAAAUAUUGCGUUUUCAAAAUGUCAUUAUGCGAUGUGAUGUCACACCGGUGAUAUUUGCAUAUGAAACAAAGUUGAAUAUCUUGCAAAGGAAGCAAGUUACCAAAAUUCUAUAAAAGAAAUUAUUAAGUCAUUUUAAGUGAUCUUUACAAUGCAAUCAUAAACAUUUGGGGUGAAAUUUCGUGUCAUAGGCACUUUAAGCAAUGUAGCAAACUAUUCGCUACAACAAAAUACCUUAUUCAUAAUUUCGUACUUAAUUUUGCGCGACUUUAAUUAAAUAAAAAUCCUCGCAAAAUUUACACAUGCGAAAUUAUAUAUGUGUACACUAGUUAAAAAUUUCGAUCAUAAAAUUCUUGAUAACAACAUGUACAGCUUACAGUAUAUAUCGACAUAAAUAACAAAUUAUUUAAUAAUAGACAGUAGUAUAUUAAGCUAUAUAACGAGAUUUCGUUGGUAGGUGCAACUACAUGUACCUGAAAAAUAUAUAAGGAGAAUUUUGACGUUUCGAGCCCUUCGUCUCAGUGGAGUUCUGUACUGUAAUUCAGUAACUCCUUCGUUCGAAAGUCGAAACGUCGAAAUUCUCCUUAUAUUUUCAGGUAGUUGCAUCUCUACCAACGAAAGUUUUGUUAAUAUUAUUCAUUGGCACAGACAGUUUCGUAUUAAGUUCGUAUUUUGUCUUGUUACCGGCAAUAAAGAUGAGUAAAAAGAUUGUGGACUACCGUAUACAGACAUGUACAGUAUCUACUGCAUGUAUAUUCCUUAUGUUGACUUGUUUUGAAAGUUGUUAGUAGUUCAUCAUAUAGAAAAUCAAAUGUUGUUCAGAAAGUUUUCGCGAAAUUUAAUGCUCUUUUUCAGUUUUUCUAUUUUCGCCUGCCAAAAUCGCGAAAUUAAGUUCGCGCGAAUUAAAGUAAGUACGAAUAAGGUGUUGUAUCUUGCUUUCCAGUUUCCACGUUUGUAAUUUACACUCACUGAUGUCAUGUGUUCUUCUAAUUUGUAAUUUGAAUGGCAAGAAAGAUAAGAAAUAGACCUACCGGCGGCAAAAACCGUAUAUAUUUUCUACAUGCAGUUAGUAUAUAUAACUAAACUAUAACCAGCAUUCUCUACUCGUUACCAUUGCUUAUUGAGUACUUUAUGUAAAAUUUUGACACAAACUUGAGCAAAAGAAAGGUGGUGGUAGUAUAUCAACCACUGUCACGGACACAAAAGCGGUGAGCAUCUGGAUCGUUUGUCAAGACGAAGUAUCUGUGAAGUUCAACUUUCUACACAGACGUGCAUGCACACGCGACCUGUCUUGAAGGAUGGUCCGUUUUUGUAUUAACCUCACUGACAAUUAAGUUAUCGGAGAAACUCAGCUAGCUAAUCGCUGACUAACUUAUCGCACUGAGUUACUGCAGUGUUACUGUCGUUCCAAUUGAAGUGUUCCUCAAAUAUUGAUUCAAUACAUUACCUCGGGCUGACCAAUUCAUUUGAUAGAAAAUUGAUCAACUUCCUGUUACUUUUAAAUGAGCCAAUUAGAUUUCGUUUCAGAACCGAUUGACCAAUAGGAAACGCACAGGAAGUAAAAAAAAUUUGAAUUCGUAUGAAUUGGUCAGCCCGAGGUAAUGUAUUGAAUCAAUAUUUGAGGAACACACUUCAAUUGGAACGACAGUAAAACAAUAUUGCAAUACUGGGCACUGGCAAUGUAGGAAAACCUUGGUGGUGCAUGGACUAAGGGGACAAAAAUAUUGCAUCCUCUGCUAGUGAGAUUUGUUGAUUUUAAUAUUACUUGUAUCGUGUAACCAAAUUGAAUAUCUGAAUCGAUAUGCAUGAUUGCAUGGAUAGUAAUCCGCUAGGAGAGUAAUUCGGUAUCAUGUAACUGGUAAAGGCGGAUCUCCACUAGACGAUUUUUGAGACGAUGUUUAUGACGAUCGUCAUAAAAAUUCCUGACGAUUUAGAGACAAGUGGAGAUGUACUAGCAGCAAGAAAAACAGCGCGGAAUCUUAUUGGUUGAAAAUAUGACGAUCGUCAAGCGCUCGAUGAAAAGUAGAACUAGUUUCUACUUUUCGUCGAGCGCUUGACGCUUCUUGACGAUCUCUUUUACGAUCAUUUAUUUCCUACUGCGCAUGUUCGUGGCGAAUUUUUCAGACGAUCGUCAUAAAAAUCGUCUAGUGGAGAUCCGCCUUAAGGUUGAAAAAGUCACAAAGGACUUGUGCGUUAAUUUUAUACUGCAGCGAAUGUUGCUUAUUUAAGACUGGCUUUCAACUCUUUCUUAUUUUGGUCUCAGCUUACAAACAAGUGACCUUUUAUAUGUCAUUCAUAAUUUAUUUAUACAGGCUGGGAUUUUAGGCUUCUCUCCUUGUAGUGACUUUAGUUUAAUACACACCAGUUGUUUGUAUAUUACAUGGAUUAGCAUGAUUGCUAAUAGACAAUUCCCAUUAUAGACUAAUUUAAAAACGUUGUAAAACGCGGAAAUUAUAGCCUUGCAAAGUUCGCAAAUUUUGUAUACUUUUGUAUUGCGUGCGGAAAUUGCUACCACAUUUGGGCCGAAAAUGGUAGGAGUUUUCGCACGCAAUACAAAAGUAUACAAAAUUUAGUAUGCUCUUUCUAGCUGUGGUGAUUUAUUUGCAUCUCCUUGCUUAAUUUAAAAUUAUAGUCUAUAAUGGGAAUUGUCUGUUGCUAUAAUGUAGAUUUCCAUUUUUUCAUGAUUAUAGUUUGAACCAAGUGGACUAAGAGAUCGGGACGAGUGUAGUAAGUCCAUCCGUUUAUUUUUAUUUUAUUACACUAAAGUUAUACAGUGUGUAUUAAAAGAAAGUAGAACGCAGCUUCAAAGGGAUGUUUUUCUUAAUUAACUUAUCUGCAUGGCUUAAAAAUACAGUAUAUUCGUAUACAGGGUGUAUAAAAAAAGUACACAGUUGGAAAACGUUCACUAAAGUCAGAUGCACGCGACAUUUGCGAAAUUGCGACGUUCAGUAAGCCUAUGUACUUUAACGUUCUCUGGUACAUCUAUAGCACUAAAAUUAUUUAAAAUGCUAGCGUUUUUAGAGUAGGAAAGUUGUUAUUAAAAGUCCCCCCAAAAAAGGCUUGCGCAAAAACAUUUUUCAUCAGAAACAAAUUUAAUCACACGGAGUCAAAAUAUGGACUGUCUUGCACAAGCUGUCAAAGUUUCAAGACAUUUGGUGCACGUGUAGGCCAACGCGAGAUCUUCAAAACCUGGAUUUUCUCCCAUUUUGUUAGCCUGCGCGCAAACUAUAAGUCUGCGAAUCCGUGGCAUGAAGCUUGUAUGGUCACGUGAAUUUCCCGAGAAAAGUUGGGACGAAUUGUGAUUGGUUGAACUAUAAUUAUGCAAAAUUAAUGUUAAUUCAUCGGACAUUGCGUUCGCAAAACGCAUUGGGCUGUUCAAAAUUGACCGUUUCCAGGGUCACAUGACAAUGUUUAUAAGGGGCGAGAUUACAGUUGUAUUUAUAGAAGUGUGGCGGAACAAGAAAGGCCGUUAUUUUCAAAACGAAAAGCCCAUUUCGCCAAACAGAAGAUGUAAGACUAAGAUUUAACAGCUAUUCGAGAUUUUCGAGAUUUUACAGCUAUUCGAGAUUUUACAGCUAUUCGAGAUUUUCGAGAUUUUACAGCUAUUCGAGAUUUUACAGCUAUUCGAGAUUUUACAACCAUUCGAGACUUCAAACUUAUUUGCUAUAUCAACAAAACUCUUGCCUCCCUUAAAUUUGAUUUCGUCUAUAAUAUUACAUCUUCUGUUUGGCGAAAUGGGCUUUCCGUUUUGAAAACAACGGCCUUUCUUGUUCCGCCACACUUCUAUAAUCUCGCCUAUGGGCGGCCGUUACCACCAAAAAUACUACACGUGUGAAAUGAAUGGACAUAAACAGAAAUCAUUCAUUACAAACACGAACGAGUCAUCAUGUUUAGAAAUGCUUGAACCUAACGUAGAGAUAUGACUGGACAAGUCCAGAAAUGAUUUGUUUAAAAUUGAAACGAUUCACUUGAUUGUGUAUUCAUUCGUCUAUUAUUGCGCUGAUUCAUAUAGUUCAAGUGAAAUGGCUUGGCAUAUUUUGCAAUGACUUAGCAGGUCGUAUACAAGUGACACGUUCGGUUGGCAAAUAAUUCAUGCUUUAUUAGAACAAUCCGCUGUGUUUUAAAAUUGCUCAACUAAAUACGAAGUGAUUCAACUAAAUGGGACAUGAUUCAACCUUAUGUGAAAUAAAUAAACUAAAUGUGAAACGACUCAAUGCAAUGUGAAAUCACUCAGUUAAAUGCGACAUCGUUCAACUAGAUGUGACACGAUUCAAUACCAUGUGAAAUCACUCAACUAAAUGUGAAAUCAUUCAACUAAAUGUGAAAUGAUUCAACAAGAUGUGAAGUGAUUCAACAAGAUGUGAAAUGAUUCAACUAAAUGUGAAAUGAUUCAACUAAAUGUGAAAUGAUUCACGUCCACGUGAACUGACACGACAUGUUUGAACUGACGUAAUUUGUGCGGUCUUGGCACGUCUUGUUGUGAAGUGAUUCAUCAAGUUGUGAAGUGAAUCAACAAGAUGCUUCCGUCUUAUUGAUUAAACUUCAUUCGACGAAAAUUUACCGAAAUCACAAUGAAAUUUGUGGGAAUAAAAUUUACAUAUGGAAAUUCACCGCCCGAAAUGAAAAUUAACUAUCGAUCAAAGUCCUUUCCUCGACUCGCAAUUCAACGUUCGCAAAUAGCAAUUUUAUAUCGCGACAUUUCCCAAGCUUUUGUGUGCGUUUUGACGGAAAAAAUAUUUCUCCUCGAAGAUCUCACUAUAAAGACUAUGUGUUUAAAGAUUUAUAAUCUGUUUUUAACCUAUAUUCCCUUGAUAUUUUCUGUGUUGUUGUAAUGUACUCGGGUGAAUAUGAUGCUUGUGAUGCUACUCUGAGACCCCGUUCACACGAUACCGGCAGAGUAUGCCGUGUAAACGCCUAACCGUAAGAAUUUCAUUACGGUUAUGCAAAAUGAAAUUAACAAAACUGCAAAAGUUGUUGUUGGAUAUUUUAUUCUUUUUAUUUUAACUGAUUUUUGGCCUCCCCGGGCCAAAUUUCGUAGGAAUAUGGCCCUCCCUUCGGAAAUUUGCCCCCCUCUAAAAAAUUAUAGUUUCAGCUUUAUCUUUUGGCUCGGAAAUCGCAAAGCUUCUACAAAAACCAAAUUUCUAGAAAUUUUUCCCAACAUUUAUAGUUAGUUUGCGUAUAUUUUUUGUGUCAAAACAAAAUUCUCACUGAAUUGCAAUACUGACGAGAAUUAGGCCAAGAGAAUUGCUUACAACACUGACGGAUUUUAUGUAGCUGCUGCAUGUAACCUUUGUAUUUUUUGCGUGUUUGCGGAAUGUUUUUGUGAGUCAUCCAAAGUUUGCGGAAUGUUUUGUUAGUCAUUCAAACCUUUGUGAUUUUCUGUGUGCGAAUGUUUUUGUGAGCCAUGUAGAGUGCAGUCUAUUUCCGUUUUUACGGAAUGCUUCUGUAAUGCGUCGCAACCAUAUGAGCGAUUAUAUAUAUUGUGUAUAUGUAAGUAAAAUGCAUAGAUUAAAAAAGUUUUUUUACGAAAUAACCAAACGUAUAAAAAUCGUUUCGUAUCCUUAGUUAAAGCUAAGCCAUUAACGUUGCCCUCAACAGAUACCCAUGUGUGAUGUGUCUGGCAUGACGGCACUAGCACAUUAUUAUAUUUACGCUUUCCUUCAAACUUUUAGUUCUUGGCCGCAAUGAAGGAUUUCGACACAAAUAAAUUAUGCAAACUAACUAUAAACACUGACAAACACUUUUAGGAUCUUGGUUUUAGAAGAAGCUUCACGAUUUCCGAGCUUAUAGCGAUAAAAUAAACUAUGUUUUCGAGGGGGCCAAAUUUCCGAAAAGGGGGCAUAUUUCCUAGGAAAUUUGUCCGGGGGGGGCAAAGUUGGGGGGGGGGAUUUCCUGGGACACCGGUAUCGUGUGAACAGUUGAAACCGUGAUGAUUUUCUGCCGGCAGAAUUCCAUGCCGGUAUCGUGUGAACGGGGUCUGAGUGUAUAUCCACAACGGGCAAGCUUGAAAAAUAUGCCUAACCACGGUGGGAAUCAAACCUAAUUGAACCGCGUAGCUCGGCAGUUGGCAGCGCACUGGGCUAGUAUUCCAAAGGUCGUAGGUUCGAUUCCCACCGUGGUCAGGCAUAUUUUUCAAGCUUGCCCGGUGUGGAUAUACAUUCAGAGUAGCAUCACAAGCAUCAUAUUCACCUGAGUACAUUAACAACAACACAGAAAAAAUCGAGGGAAUAUAGGUUAAAACAGAUUAUAAAUCUUUAAACACAUAUCUUUAUAGUGAGAUCUUCGAGGAGAAAUAUUUUUCCGUCAAAACGCACAUAAAAGGUUGGGAAAUGUCGCGAUAUAAAAUUGCUAUUUGCGAACGAUGAAUUGCGAGUCGAGGAAAGGACUUUGAUCGACAGUUAAUUUUCAUUUCGGGCAGUGUUCACAACUUGAUGAAUCACUUUACAACAAGACGUGCCAAGACCGCACAAAUUACGUCAGUUCAAAACAUGACGUGUCAGUUCACGUGGACGCGAAUCAUUUCACAUUUAGUUGAAUCAUUUCACAUUUAGUUGAAUCAUUUCACAUCUUGUUGAAUCAUUUCACAUCUUGUUGAAUCAUUUCACAUCUUGUUGAAUCAUUUCACAUUUAGUUGAAUGAUUUCACAUUUAGUUGAGUGAUUUCACAUAGUAUUGAAUCGUGUCACAUCUAGUUGAACGAUGUCGCAUUUAACUGAGUGAUUUCACAUUGCAUUGAGUCGUUUCACAUUUAGUUUAUUUAUUCCACAUAAGGUUGAAUCACGUCCCAUCUAGUUGAAUCAUUUCGUAUUUAGUUGAGCAAUUUUAAAACACAGCGGAUGGUUCUAAAAAAGCAUGAAUUAUUUGCCAACCGAACGUGUCACUUGUAUACGACCUGCUAAGUCAUUGCAAAAUACGCCAAGCCAUUUCACUUGAACUAUAUGAAUCAGCGCAAUAAUAGACGAAUGAAUACACAAUCAAGUGAAUCGUUUCAAUUUUAAACAAAUCAUUUCUGGACUUGUCCAGUCAUAUCUCUACGUUAGGUUCAAGCAUUUCUAAACAUGAUGACUCGUUCGUGUUUGUAAUGAAUGAUUUCUGUUUAUGUCCAUUCAUUUCACACGUGUAGUAUUUUUGGUGGUAACGGCCGCCCAUACUCGCCACACUUCUAUAAUCUUCUGUAAUCUCGCCCCUUAUAAACAUUGUCAUUUGACCCUGGAAACGGUCAAUUUUGAACAGCCCAACGCGCGUUGCGAACGCAAUGUCCAAUGAAUUAACAUUAAUUUUGCAUAAUUAUAGUUCAACCAAUCACAAUUCGUCCCAACUUUUCUCGGGAAAUUCACGUGACCAUACAAGCUUCAUGCCACGGAUUCGCAGACUAUAUAUGUCAUUAUAUACUGUAGUCUGCGCGCAGGCUACCAUUUUGUUAGUUCAAACGCGAUUUCUUUGCAUAAUUUCAAAUUAAUUUUAUAUGCAUGCUCGGACGUUUGCAUUAAUUACAGUACGAAAUUCGCAAGCCAAUUCCCAAAGGUCCUAAAAGAGUUUACAAAAUUAUUGACAUGCGGUGCUUAUUUACAAACAAAAUCAAUCUUCAACAGUUCAACGUGCCUUCCUAUGUUGAAGAUUGAUUUUGUUUGUAAAUAAACACUGCAUGUAAAUAAUUUUGUAAAAUGACCUUUGGGAAUUGGCUUGCGAAUUUCGUACUGUAAUUUAUGCAAACGUCCGAGCACGCAUAAAAUUAAUUGGAAAUCAUGCAAGGAAAUCGCGUUUGAACUAACAAAAUGGGAGAAAAUCCAGGUUUUGAAGAUCUCGUGUUGGCUGGCUACGCCUCCACCAAAUUUCUUGAAACUUUGAUAGCUUGUGGAAGACAGUCCAUAUUUUGACACUGUGUGAUUAAAUUUUGUUUCCGAUGGAAAAAAUUUUUGCGCAAGGCCUUUUUUUGUUUUUUUUAGUAACAGCUUUCCCACUCUAAAAACGCUAGCAUUUUAAAUAAUUUUAUUGCUAGAUGUACCAGAGAACGUUAAAGUACAUAGGCUUGCUGAAAGUUUUCGCAAAUGUCGCGCGCAUCUGACUUUAGUGAACUUUUUCCAACCCUGUAUAUGUAUUGUAUCUAUAGAAACAUCUUUAAAUAUCAAGGUACGUUAUUUUACACUUCUGCGACUUGUUGAACAGAAUUCAGUUUUUGCUUAUCAUGUUAACGGUGAAUCGUUUCGGUUGACGAAGUCUUUAGAUGACGUUUACAAUUUAAUGGUUAUGUUAUAUUUGAUAUGAAAAUGUUCAGAAUCUGAAAAUUUGACGUGAAUUUUAUUCCCUCGUGAGAGAGUCAUGGACUAGGAGGCGAAGCCACGUUAGCCACCAUGUACCUGUGGGCUUAUUUUUGCAGUAGUUUAAAUUAUUUCGACUUGAUCUUGGAGUUAAAGGUGGCUGAAGUAUAUAUAGCGUCAAGGAACGUAAACGGCUUGGUUUGCCUGGACGUUCUUGUAAGUGCUUUUUUUUUGUUUUGUGAAAUGGAUACAUGCGACGUGUUGCUUUUACUACUUUGCCGAGUUUCCGCGCCGAAAUUUCCUCGUCACAAAGUCGUAAAGGAAUUUGAAUACGUUACAUGAAUACAUGUACGUACAAUGUAGCGUUUGUAUUUUCAAUAGAUACAGUACGCACUCAAAUAUUGUAUGUGGCAUUCUCUGAUAAAGCAUAGCUGCAUGUGUCUGCUAAAAUUCUGAACAUUUGCAUAACAAUUUUUUUUGAAAUAAGAAAACAAAUAUUUUUUAUAUGAAUGGCAUUUCAACAAGCGUCAAGCUGUAAUUGUGUCAAUCUUAUUUUCUAGGUGCACAACUUGGCACAGAUAGUCUGUUUGCUCUAUGCUUUCUUGGUAAGUAUUUUUUUUAAAGUUUUCCUCUUGAUAUUCCAGUUGCACCUCACCUCAGUUGCUGUUCAAAGCUCCAUAAAUCGUAACCAUAAUGUUUUUAUGCACUAGUAAGCGAACCAGUAGUGAAGCGAACACGCCAGAACAGAAUGUAAUAUGGUUGAAAUCUUGAUUUUUGGUCACCGUGAUUAAUACAUAAUUAGGGAGCUGAAGCAAGCGACGUUUUUGUCAACACGGACGUCACACGAAAAUUAGUAUAACCAUGGAUAAUAAAAUAAAUGGAUAGGAAACUAGCUGACGUGACCUAAUGUUUUUACUGUGAUUGUUGGCGUGGUUGGAUGCCUCAACCUAGUUGAAAAUCAAAUUCUCAAAAACGGCAUGCUUAUAGCAAUAAUACAGCUAAACAUUUUAGUCAAAGAGCAAAUAAAUAUAACCACGCCAUUCUACGAUGAAAACUCUAAGUAUUCCCAGUCAAUUUUAGCAAAUAUUUCAAGCACUAAACAGUGAAAAAUACAUCGCAAAUUUCGUUAAAAUUUGUGACGCCAAUUUCGUAGCUACAAAUGUAAAAAAAUACAGAACAAAGACGAAAAACAUUUACCUUGAAUACUUUGUCGUGGCUUAGGCAUGUUUUUAAAACAAUUAGACCAGUUUACGCUUCAAGAUCACCCUUUUAAAGUGGAAAAUAUAGCAAAACAACAAAUAUGCCGAGAACUUUGGUAACAUUCGCAAUGCGCGUGACGUCACGUUUUUCAACAAGGAUGCAGUCAAUGACGUCAGAAGUUUCCAAUCCAUUUAUUUUAUUAUCCAUGGUAUAACUAAUAUAACGGCAUUUUGCAUUACAGCUCUCAUGUAAGGAAGCGAAAAACUAUAAAUUAUGAUUAAUAUAAAUCUUAUAUGUUUUGUCAUAUGUGUUGAAAAUUACCACAAACUGACACAAACACAGUUUUUAAUCCAGCCUCCCCUUGGCAGUUCGUGUUGACAAAAACGUCGCUUGUUUUAUGCUCCCUAAUGUCCUUUUCGAAACUGUGCCAGAAGUUCGACUGAAGAAAGGAAAGCUUUGUUUGGCAAAACAUCCGUAUACUUCGGGGGGGGGGGCAAGAAGUAUUCAGAAUGGCAACUAAAAGCCGGUUGGAAAAUACAUACAAAGUGUUCCCUUGAUCAAAGAUUCUUUGCCUAGGAGAGAAAAUCCUCCUAUGUAUAGUGCACGGGAUUAAAGUUAUUUUCUCUCAUUUCAGUUGCACUUAUUUUCAAUUGGAUUGGUUUCAUUUUUGCAUACUGCGUGACAGACACUAUCGCUGGUCGAUAUGGUGCUUUGUCAGGAUUUGGUCUUUCACUCAUAAAAUGGGUUUUUAUCUUAAAGGUAACUGUACCUGCAUACACAGUAAAAAUAAAACACUGUAUGCGACUGUUGUAAUCUUUGUUAAUUCCACGACAGAGUUACUGAUUCGUUGUGAAAAGUGGUGUUACUGUGAUACUGUACAGUAUGUAAAUUGUAAUUGUACAGCAGAGUUAAUCUAAUAAGUGCUGACGCAUGGUUCUUGUUCAUGCGUGGCGCUUAUUCGUGGAUAGAGUCAUCUAUGAUUACAAUUAAAUUAACCCAUAAGAACAGUCUUAACUUUAUUUUCAUUUCGGAUGUUUAUCCACUCCUAAUGUUAGUAUAAGUUUUUUAAUUUAAUAUUUAAAGACAGCGCGCGCGUUAAAUGGAAUAAAUAGUAUUCCAACAACGAAACUGGGGAAGAUUCAGGAAACAAAUAUUAAUAAAAUGCUGAAAAUAUCGAUUUAUUAACAAUACUGUAUAGGUGCUUGUGUGAUGUUACUCUGAGUGACACACUCAGAGUAACAUCACACGUACACUCAGAGUAACACCACACAUGCAAGCAUCUUAUUCACCUGAGUACAUUACACCAACACAGCAAAUAUCACUGUGUAGGUGUUGAAGCUCUGAAAUGUUAAUGCUCUGACUAGAUUUCUGUUAAUGCUCUGAAGUGCUAAUGCUCUGACUAGACUUCCGGAAUUAUUUCUGGAUUUUACUUUACAAUUUCGCUUUUGCAAUUUUGGAUGGUAGCAACCGACACCGCUAUACUUAGCUGGCAUGUUGUAUUAUUGUAAUACUACUUACUUGGUAAGAUUUUGCAGUAUACUGUAUAGUUGUGUUCGUGUACAACCGGUCAACACCAUACGGCACUUUUCUGUGCAUGAUUGUUAGCUUUAGAUACAAAGUGUAAAGAAUAGCUUUGUGAAGUAGCAGACGUGUAUUUUAUUUUCAGCACAGCAAAUGUUGUAAAGAUCUGGCUUUCGAGGAUGCGUGGCUGUGGUGGCUCUUCGCUCUUCUUGGUGAGUUGAGAAUUCUUGGUCAAUAACAGGAAAACUCGCCAUUGUAACUUUGAUCUUUUGAUAUACUAAUUACUGUAGACCCCAUCUUGUGCCCCAAAUUAUAAUGUGUGGGGUGGGAGCGAAGCAAUUUUAUAUCAGUUUAGGUUAUUGUUUACAUAUGUAUAUAACGCCGCUCUGCUAUAUCUGGACCGUGCUGCAGAGCAAAAAUCGCUCCACUUUGGAGGUGAUAUCAAAUAUAAUCCGAUCGCAAUAGAGGAUUUACGAUAUAAAUUCAUACGUUCCCCCUGAACGUUUAUUCUGCAUAUAAAUGCAAGGUAAUGUUGCGCGAGGUAAUUUUUGCUGCAACUUGCAACGCAAUUUCGGACAUAGAGUAAUGUUGUGAUAAAAAGUAUUAACAGUAUACAUCAUUCUGUGAUAUUGUUCAUUUUCAUUCAUUUCCUUCGUGCCUUUAUGGCAGGUUAGGUGAGGAAAGGGUCGGCGGAGUAAAAUUGUGUAUUAAAUUUUUGAGGAAACUGGAAUUACUAUUUCGCACAUGCAUAAUCAGUUGAAUGAAGAAGUCAUGUUUAUUUAUACAACACAAAAAAUUUGAGCUUUAUUUAAAUACGUUAUAGCAUGCGUAUAAUGGUAAAAUUAUAUGUUCGACGCCACCUUUCGACCAAAAGAAAUAUUCACACUGAAUUGUAUAUUCUCAGGUUGGUUAGUUUUCAUCCGUGGAAUCCUUGUUUAUGCUCAAGUGAAGAAGUCUGUUCGAGCUGGACAAGCCAUCUACAUACCUCGUUAUUGGGGACUGACCAGAACGGAAUAAAGAACAACAAUUUAGUAUUUCGAUAGACAGCCAUUUCUCCUGGCUAGAUUUGCUUGUACGUUAGGAAUUUCUAGAAUCAACACAUAAGAGUGAUGCUGUAUACUGUAUAAUAUAACUUAGUUCACUUCUGUAGUCCUAUUACUGUAGUAGGCUACUAGUAGCAAUAUUUUACGCAAGCAAGGCACACUGAAAAUAAAUGUUGGGUGUAAGAAA